AAACUAUUGUGAGCAUACAAUAUAACACACUUACUUCAACCCGGGAUACGUCGGACAACACGACGUAUCCCCAGACACGUGGCGACAUAAAGAAGCAAAAACAUGGCCGACUGUUUACCUCCUGCUCAAAAUCUACGUUUGCUUAUGGAAGUGUUGCUUCUAAACUACGACUUCUACCACAAAAGAAUUACUUUCGGCUAUCAGCAACCAAACUAUACCCUUACAUACAAAAACUUAAAAAGUACAUAUUUCUGUUAAACUAACUUUUUUUAUUUUAACUAUUCGGUUGAACUACGCAUGCCCCCAAACAGUAUGUUGCUUUGUAAUGGAAACAUUAAGAUAUGUUUAAAAUGAUAUCACAAUGCUCUAUUGUGACGUCAUGUACAUGGUCCGAACUAUCCCCGCGUCCGAGGUAUCCCCGGUCUCCCCUAUGUUAAAUUUGUUUGUUUUUUAAUGUGGUAUUUGUACUGAACUGCCAUGUACAUUACAGCCAUAGAAAGCAACAUAACAAGAUUUGAUCCUAUUGAAUCUUCAACGCCUCAUAAAAAAAGAAAGCAUGAUGAAACAUUAGAGUACAAGUAUGACACACAUUGAUGAUGAAAUUACAGACCCAACAUUUGUUGAAAAUGCCUCCAUGAACGCAAGCAACAUCGACCUUUUUCCAGUGUACAAUACUUUGCAUAUAUUUACCAAUGUACAGUUCUUAACACUAGUGAAUUUUUUCUGAUUAAAUUUACCUUUACAAUAUUUCCAAAAGGCAUUGAAAUGUAUUUUCCAGUGACACAUCUUUUAAAGAGGCUGGCCCAAUUCAAGAAGAAAAGUUCAUUGUGUUUAAUAGUAAUCUCAUGAGAUUGUUUGCCACCUGCCCGUUAUGCACUGGAGAAUGUCAAUCUGCAAUUAAAAAUAGAAGAGGAUCCUUUAUUGAAGUGGAACAAGCAUGUACCAAAUGUUCCUUUUUACGGAAGUGGUCAAGUCAACCACUAAUUCGAAAUGCCCCUGUUGGAAACUUGCUUUUGUCUUGUGGUAUUGCAUGUAAUGGCUUAUCAUAUACAAAAGCUGUACGGUUGUUCAAAUCCAGAAAAACAAUGCCCAUUAUUAUGAUGUUUGGCAUGUUGCCAAAAGUAAGUGUAUGAUGGUAGUUUAGAUGAUGAACACUAACCAGUUAAAAUUAUUCUAAAGGUGUUAAAAAACGUCUCAUGAAAAUUCAAAGAAAAAAAGAUUGCCAUAUUAUUCAAGAAUGGUCUAAAAGCAUAAUUAGUCAUCUGUACUGGUGUGCUAUGUCAUCUGAUGGAUCCACUCGAGAAUUGAUUGUGGACAAAUGGAAGUCAAUCCUGAACCACAUACAAAAUGUACAUGUUCAUGAUAGCCUUAUCUAUCCACGCUGUGCACAUCCACCUUUAUCCGAAGACGAAGCAAGAAAGAAAUGGUGUUAGAUUGCACUACACAAGCAUAUGUAGAACUUGAAAAAGUAGUUCUUAACAAAAGGCUUUUAAAAGAUAUAGCUCAGUUGAGCACCCGACAACAAACGUCAUCAUUGGAGGCAUACAACAGUUUGCUACUGCAGUUUGCCCCAAAGCUUCGUGCAUUUUCUCACCGUGGAAUGCUAUGCCGACACUUUUUAGCUGCAUUGCACUACAAUGAAAAUUGUGGAAGAAAGUUUUUAAAGCGAAACGAUGGAAGCUCUGUGGUAAAAUAUUAUUUUCCAAAAUACAAAAAAGGCGAGUUUUUUGUCCGAAGACAAAAAGAGGAAGCCACUUUUGGUUAUGUUUCAAAAGUCCUAUGUGGUGCUUUAAAGCUUGAUGCAAAUGAGCUUAAUGUACUACAACAACAAUGGAAUGGUGUUGCCACUCCAGAAUUCCUAAGUUCUACAUAUUUUCAUCCAACACCAUCUCAAGCUGCCAAAAGUUACUAUUCCAGAUUUCCACAACUAAAUGUAUAAUCUAGUGAUGUUGGAGUGUACUUUAU
Molecule: messenger RNA, 1965 nt
Organism: Ciona intestinalis (vase tunicate)
Lineage: Eukaryota; Metazoa; Chordata; Ascidiacea; Phlebobranchia; Cionidae
Source: RefSeq, a predicted model, not a curated record